CAACAACCCGGCGCUACCGCAGACGUCACCACAAGAAGCACACCGAGCCACAAAUCACAAAUCACAAUCACAAAUCAUAUCACAAGCCGCAAAGCACACAGCAUAUGUCGCAGCCCAACGGGAGCCGCCAUGCGGCGGAGGCCGGCAGCCAGAUUGAUUCGUCUGGCUCCCACCUCAUCCAAAUCAAUGAUCGGGUCUUUGGCAACCAGUCCAAGGACGAGGCCCGGAAACUGAAGCGGCGCUAUCGGGAUAUGCUUUCGCAGGCCGAGGAUCCCGAAUAUCGCCACAAGCUCAUGGAUCCCAGCAACAAGACGCUCGACGAGGUUAUGGAUGGACAGUCCGAACUGUUUUCGCAAGUUCAAUCAACAAACGAAGCUGUGCUUGACUCCAAACUGCUCGUGAUGACCACGGGCUUUGGGCUGGAGCGAGUCAAGAAGAUCCGAGUCGACGGCGCUGGCUUUGACAUCAAUCAGCUGAUCCGAUCCAUCGGAACACGGCUGUACGGCCACUUUGAGAACGACGGCCAAGUGCAGAACGAUUUGACCAAGGGGCUCAAGGACAUGGAGCGGAUCACUGCCCGUCAUCUCGCCAAGGCACCGACCGUGGGCUUCAUGUUUGGGCCGCUGACGAUCGAGGAGAAAGUGCGCGCCGUGCCAAAGCGGUCGGCCAAGCUUGUCAAAGACCAGCGAGACCUGGUGAAGCCGCAGGAGCUUCGAGAACAAGAUAUCCAGCGACACGACCACGGCACAACCGGAAUGGUAUCGAUGAUUGCUGCGAAGCUACACGAAUGCGGGCGCAUCAACGUGUUCCGGUUCAUCAUCAACCCGGACUCGUUCUCGCAAUCGGUCGAGAAUCUGUUUUACCUGUCGUUUCUGAUCCGCGACGGCCGAGCAAGCAUCUUUGACGACGAGGAGACUGGCGAGCCCAUGCUGCAGACAGAGCGGCCACCGACACAGGAGAACUACGACGAUGGACUGACCAAGAAGCAGCUGAUUCUGCAGUUCGACCAGGACACUUGGGAUACGCUCAAGGAGGUGUACGACAUCCGCCCGCCAUCGAUAUUGCCGACGCGUGAGUCGACUGUGGACGCAGCCUCGACCGGCAAGUGGUAUGGCUGACACGCAAGGCGGCAACACGGCCACGGCGAAGGUGCCUUUGCGCAACAGCAGACAACAAGCGCAAUGAAGCGGGUCGUGCUGUUUUUUGAAGGCAUUGGUGCCUCUGUUGCAGAUCCAGAAUCACAUUACAUUGCAC
This is a messenger RNA of Polychytrium aggregatum, 1254 nucleotides long. RefSeq names its product Nse4 C-terminal-domain-containing protein. Gene Ontology annotation, cellular component: nucleus; Smc5-Smc6 complex. The transcript is spliced from 6 exons. The coding region runs from base 105 to 1118 and encodes 337 amino acids. The record is from RefSeq and is a predicted model, not a curated record. NCBI's taxonomy places the organism in Eukaryota, Fungi, Chytridiomycota, Chytridiomycetes, Polychytriales. Gene Ontology annotation, biological process: DNA repair.